AUGGGCUGCUCCGGCUCCAAAGUCACGGUGGCGACCUACAAUCUUUAUUGGUGGUACAAGACGAUCGCCAAUAACGCACCUUUUGACUUAGCCGGCUUCCAAGAGUGCGACAAUGUCCAGCAAGUGUUGGGUGGUUCCGGCAUCCGAUCUUUCGACUUCUAUGCGCCGCAAGGAAGCGACGCCCCGCUGGCCUGGAAUGCCACGCGCUUCCAGAAGAUAGGGGGUCCCGGCAGCGAGCAUAUCGCCGAGGACAAGUAUGGUGCAAGGCUGAUGAACUGGGUCCGGCUUCAUGAUGGCGACACGAACGCGUCCAUCUUCUUUGCGAAUACGCAUGGGCCUCUGAACCAGUGCGCGGGUGAGGCUGGCGCAAAGGCAGCGGCCAACUACCAGGCUGCCGUGAACAAGCACAAGCAGCAGGGCGAUGCCGUCGUGUUUACUGGCGACUUCAACUGCGGCAGCAUGGAGGAGACCAUGAUGAUACUGGGCCAAGGCCUCACCAAUGCCGCUACGGACCAGUCUUUCAACGGAGCGGAUCACGUUUUGAUCGAUCAGUCGGUGCAGCUGUGCGGCUCCUCCAGCACUCAGGGCUUCCCCUCCGAUCAUGAGUUCUUAAAAAUGGAGUUGACCUUGAAGACAGGAGCCCAUGAUCCUGCUUCUUCCCCUGCGCUGCUGCAACCACCUCCACCGGUGGCACCUGUUGCGUCAACAGCGCUUGCGACGCCAGCGCUGCCGGCAACGCCAGCAGCGCCUGCAGCUCCUGCGCCGGUGCUCGCGGCUCCUGACCGCCAUAGUGCAUCCAACUGCCCACCUCCUGGGAAGAAUCCCUGCUGCACAACUUGCCCUACAAGUUAUUUCUGUCCAUCCAACCAGGGAUGCUAUGCGGAGUGGCAGACUGGCUGCCCUGGGGAUCUGUGCCCCUCCGAGACGCCUAUCCUGCUCUGA
Messenger RNA from Symbiodinium pilosum, 942 nucleotides. The record is from the annotation of a GenBank genome assembly. Lineage: Eukaryota; Dinophyceae; Suessiales; Symbiodiniaceae.